AAAAGAACUUGCAUCUUUGUUAUCAUCGAAUACAUUUGUUCUUUCUCACACAAUUUCUUAGUCCACAACUGUGUUUUUUUCUUUCGGUUAUUUUUUCAGUGUAGUUUCUAUAUUUUUUGAAUAAAAUUCAUGGAAUCGGUGAUUUCUCAUAGACUAUGUGGCUCAUUGGGCGUCGAUAGGGGGAAAUUGGUGCUGCAGAACGCCUCUGCUGCUGGAACUUCUGUUCUCUCUUCAAAUUUCAAAGGCAAAAGUUUGAGAAAAGUGAGCCUUAAGAAUUCUUGUCCCGAGAAUUAUUCCAGCAAUUUCAAGAUUGUGGCAGAAGUUGACGAGGAAAAGCAGAGCAGCAAGGACAGAUGGAAAGGUCUCGCGUUUGAUAUCUCUGAUGAUCAACAGGACAUUACGAGAGGAAAGGGGAUGGUGGAUUCGCUCUUUCAGGCUCCGAUGAAUUCUGGAACUCAUAAUGCAGUAAUGAGUUCUUAUGAUUACGCCAGUGCUGGUUUUCGCCAGUACAAUAUGGACAAUUACAUGGAUGGACUUUACAUUGCUCCGGCUUUUAUGGACAAGCUUGUUAUUCACAUCACCAAGAACUUCCUCGACCUGCCUAAUAUCAAGGUUCCCCUAAUCCUUGGUGUUUGGGGAGGCAAAGGUCAAGGAAAAUCAUUUCAGUGUGAGCUUGUACUCGCGAAAAUGGGAAUCAAUCCCAUUAUGAUGAGUGCUGGAGAAUUGGAGAGUGGUAAUGCCGGAGAGCCUGCAAAGCUAAUAAGGCAAAGGUACCGCGAGGCAGCAGAUAUAAUCAGAAAGGGGAAAAUGUGUGCCCUCUUCAUCAAUGAUCUCGAUGCAGGGGCGGGUAGAAUGGGUGGCACUACGCAAUACACAGUUAACAAUCAGAUGGUGAAUGCUACUCUUAUGAACAUUGCUGACAAUCCUACUAAUGUCCAGCUUCCUGGAAUGUACAACAAGCAGGAUAAUCCUCGUGUUCCUGUCAUUGUCACUGGUAAUGAUUUUUCUACAUUGUAUGCUCCUCUUAUCCGCGAUGGUCGUAUGGAGAAGUUCUACUGGGCUCCUACUAGAGAAGACCGAAUAGGCAUCUGCAUUGGAAUCUUUAAAACUGAUAAUGUCCCUACAAAGGACAUUAUCAAGCUCGUCGACAAAUUUUCAGGGCAAUCAAUUGACUUCUUUGGUGCACUGAGGGCAAGGGUGUACGACGACGAAGUUAGAAAAUUUGUUUCGGACAUUGGGGUUGAAAAUAUAGGUAAGAGGCUGGUGAACUCGAAGGAGGAACCUCCGAAGCUGGAUCAACCAAAAAUGACCAUUCAGAAGCUCCUUGAGUAUGGGAAUAUGCUUGUAGAAGAGCAGGAAAAUGUAAAUAGAGUACAAUUGUCUGAUAAGUACUUAAAGGAGGCUGCUCUUGGAAAUGCCAAUGAUGAUGCAAUAAAAAGAGGAACUUUUUAUGGUUAGCACUUGUGUAGCAUUUGAUCCUGAAGGUCUUUGUAGCCUCAUAGGUGACUGGCAGUUGGCAUUUUCCUGAACUUAUUGUACUAGGGGCAAAGUUGCCUGGCUCUACAGGUUUGAACUUUCAGCUCCUGUUGUAAUCUAUGAUCUGCAAACUUCAACCCUAUUAUUAGAGAUAUGGUUCAUAGCUGCCUGCAUUAGUGUUGUUACUUAUUAAAACCAUGUAAUAAUAAUGUACACAUUUGGGGAAAUUGAAUGGAGUCCUAAUUUAAAGGCUGUA
Molecule: messenger RNA, 1732 nt
Organism: Daucus carota subsp. sativus
Lineage: Eukaryota; Viridiplantae; Streptophyta; Magnoliopsida; Apiales; Apiaceae
Product: ribulose bisphosphate carboxylase/oxygenase activase 2, chloroplastic
Exons: 5
Coding region: 130-1458 (442 amino acids)
Cellular component (GO): thylakoid; chloroplast stroma
Molecular function (GO): ATP hydrolysis activity; ATP binding; ribulose-1,5-bisphosphate carboxylase/oxygenase activator activity
Source: RefSeq, a predicted model, not a curated record